AUGGCGGUCUCCGAUCCUCUCGUAGCGUGGCUGCAGCCGUACGCCGACAAGUACGGCAUCCACCAUCUGCCUGUGCACGCACCGACGCUCGUCCGCUCCGCCCUUUUGUGGUUUGCCAUCCAGACGCUCUCGUCGCAGGUCUCGCCUAGGCUCUUCCCCAAGACAUUUGCCAAGUUUAACCGCAAGACACGUAUCAGCUGGGACAUCCACGUUGUGUCGUUUGUCCAUGCCGCGCUCAUCACGCCGCUGGCAGCACGCAUCUGGUGGAAGGCGAGGCAGACGAAUGCGCUCGGUCUGCAGACCCACCCCUUGGCCAUCGACAGGCUGUACGGCUACGACCACGAGGCUGCAUCCGUGUAUGCCAUCGCACAGGGCUACUUCGUGUGGGACUCGGUCGUUUCAAUCCUUCACGAAGGCCCCGGCUUCAUCGCACAUGGUCUGGUUGCGCUGAUCGCCUUCACGCUGGUCUACCACCCUAUCUUCAUGUAUGACGGCAUGGGCUUCCUGCUCUGGGAACUCUCGACGCCGUUCCUCAACAUCCACUGGUUCCUUGACAAGCUCGGCAAGACCGGCAGCAAGGCGCAGCUCAUCAACGCCGUCUUCCUGCUCUCGGCCUACGUGGGUGCACGUCUGACGUUUGGCGUGUACAACAGUUUCAGCUUCUUCAAGUUCGUCGUUGCCCCCGCUAAGCCCCACCACCCACCCAUCCCCCUGCAUCUCAAGACGUUCUACAUGGUUGGAAACGUGAUUCUGAACAGUCUCAACUUCUUCUGGUUCCGUGCCAUGGUGCGAGCGGUGCAGAAGAGGUUUACUGUCAAGCCGGAGGGAGGUAAGAGCGUGGAUGCGCAAAAGGUGAUCCGCGGUGAGCAGAAGGUCAAGGUCGGCGUGGACGGUAAGGAUGAUGAGGAAUUCUGGCGCGAGGCUGGCGCUAAGAAGGGUAGCAAGGCUCUGUAG
Messenger RNA from Sporisorium graminicola, 954 nucleotides. RefSeq lists its product as uncharacterized. The coding region runs from base 1 to 954 and encodes 317 amino acids. The transcript has a single exon. Gene Ontology annotation, cellular component: endoplasmic reticulum; membrane. The record is from RefSeq and is a predicted model, not a curated record. NCBI's taxonomy places the organism in Eukaryota, Fungi, Basidiomycota, Ustilaginomycetes, Ustilaginales, Ustilaginaceae. Gene Ontology annotation, biological process: lipid homeostasis.